AUGCAAAAUUACUAUCAUUUACCUUUAUCUCCAAGAUAAUUUGUAAAUCACAACAAUUGUAACUUAAAUCAAUCUCCAAGACAUUAUACAUAAGUUCCUAUUACGUUAGUAUAAUAAUAAGCUUAAGUUGUUGAUUUAAAAUAGUAUGAACAAAAAUGGAUGAAAAAAAUAUAACAAUUAGAAGAAGAAUUAUCUUAUAGUUAACAAAAGGCUUCAUAUUUAGAAAAAGAAUAUGUAUGCUAAUACACACUAUUGAUAGGAAGAUUUAGCAUGUGAAGCUUAAGGUUACAAAGAAGAAAUUAAAAAAUUAAAAUCAAACCAAUAUCAGUGUGAUAAAUUAGAUUUUAUAAAUCAAAUGAGUAGAACUUAAGAAUAGAAUACUAUCAGUACAGCAUUGAAUUCUGAUAGAAGACUUGAUGAUAAAGAAGACAAUUUGAAAGAUUAAAUUAUUGAAUUACAAAAAGUCAUUAUCAAGCUUCAAAGAGAAUCCUCAUCAAAUAAAAUUGAAGCUAUUAAAUGGAAGAACAAAUAUAUUGAAAUUAAUAAAUUAUACAACGAUUUAUCAACAGAAAAAUAAAAACCAUGA
This is a messenger RNA of Paramecium sonneborni, 586 nucleotides long. Lineage: Eukaryota; Ciliophora; Oligohymenophorea; Peniculida; Parameciidae. The record is from the annotation of a GenBank genome assembly.